UUCUUUGCGAUUUAUGUGAUACAGGCACCCACACAUUCUGCUUGUGUCCUCCUCUACUCUCUGUGCCCAGAGGCGAGUGGUUUUGCGAAGUAUGCAUGGAGCUUAAUAGUGACUCCCCUUCUAUCCCGCUUACUGAGGAGAGCUGUAUUAGUGAGUCCAACAAAGAUAACUUUGACAACCCUCUUCACGUCUCUAAUGAGAACGAAACAAAAUAUGAUAAUGGCAACAGUAAUAACAACUACAGUCUGCUCGCAGAGACAACCACAAUAUCAAACAGUAGCCGUUGCGAUCUGGACCCUGUCGAGCCCCUUCCGUUGACCAGUACGGCUCGGAAAUUUGAGAAAUACGUUCUCCUACGGUUAUACUAUAGACCAGAAGACACCCCAUCUGGCCGGAAAAGUCAUCAUCAUAAGAAAGAACUACUCUCUUCAUGGAGGCAGUGCGUUCGUCCUGUACACGUUUUUCUGAGGAUGGAACACGAAGCGCUACUACAAUUGCGGGCUGCUCUACCCGAUAUAAGACCCCAAGAAUACUAUCUUUUAUCAGGACGGAUUAUCGUUAUGUCUUUUAGCCAGUUUAAUCGUUACAGUAGGGUGUGGAGUAUAAUUAAAAGGGAUUCGGGCUUUCAUGUAAAUAGCGUUACGGAGCAUAAUAAUUUAAAACGUUCCUUUGUAGGAACCUGCAAUGAGUACAAGCACUUUAAAAGAUUCUCUGUUGGAACUGAUGACUUGUUAAAAGAGAAACACUUCGAAAGAGAUGUUAAAAAUGACGUUGACGUCAUUAGUAAAAAGUAUAGUAGAGAGGACAGCGAAAACGUAUUGCUUUCCUUUGAGGAAGGUUGCAGUGUUUUCUUUACGAGAGAGGGGUUUCGAGAUAUAGUCGCUGAACUAUGGGACGCACAGUACGCUCAGCGCCACGCAAAACUGAAAGCCUUAUAAUUUUGCAAUGUUAUCGUUAAACUAUGUAUUAUUA
Messenger RNA from Zophobas morio, 972 nucleotides. RefSeq lists its product as uncharacterized. The transcript has 4 exons. The coding region runs from base 96 to 938 and encodes 280 amino acids. Lineage: Eukaryota; Metazoa; Arthropoda; Insecta; Coleoptera; Tenebrionidae. The record is from RefSeq and is a predicted model, not a curated record.